Molecule: messenger RNA, 2274 nt
Organism: Cololabis saira (Pacific saury)
Lineage: Eukaryota; Metazoa; Chordata; Actinopteri; Beloniformes; Belonidae
Gene: eaf2
Product: ELL associated factor 2
Exons: 6
Coding region: 75-869 (264 amino acids)
Biological process (GO): positive regulation of DNA-templated transcription; regulation of transcription elongation by RNA polymerase II
Cellular component (GO): super elongation complex
Molecular function (GO): transcription elongation factor activity
Source: RefSeq, a predicted model, not a curated record
ACUUAGCAGGACCUGGCCAUCGCCUCUGAAAGCAGCGAAAACUAAAGUUUACAGCUGAUGAAACUCACAGAAUAAUGAAUGGGACCGCUUACACCAACUUCGACAACCAGGAGCACGUCCUCAAGUUAGGAGAAACAUUUGAAAAACACCCUAAAAGUGCCUACCACACAGUGCGAUAUGACUUCAAACCAGCCUCCAUUGAUACCACGUGUGAAGGGGAACUUGAAGUGGGCAAAGGAGAGCAAGUCACUAUUACUUUACCCAAUUUAGAGGGUUCCAGUACUCCGCUUACGGUCUUCAAGGGAUCCAAGAGGCCUUACAUGAAGGAAUGCAUCCUCAUCGUUAACCAUGACACGGGAGAAUACAGACUGGAAAAACUCAACAGCAACAUAGCUGUGAAGAAGACUAGGGCUGAAGGAAGCAGUAAAAUUCAUUCUCGCAUGGAGCAGCAGACCAGUCGUCUGAGCCAGCAGAUAAAGAGUAGCAGCAACAGCAGCAGCGGUGGCGGUAGUAAGGCGUCCAGCAGCUCCAAGAGUCCUCUGAAGGAGAAGACGUCCCCAGCGUCGCCCAUGGACGACAUCGAGAGAGAACUGAUGGCGGAGGCGCGGGUCAUGGAUCAGCUGAGCAGCACCGGCAGUUCUUCAGACUCCAACAGCUCCUCGUCCUCCAGCAGCGACAGCUCCAGCAGCGACGAGGAAGACGAGCGGAAUCGUGCACCGGCCCCGGCCCCGGCACCAGCCAACCCCAGCAUGCCGCUGCUCUACACCAGCUCCAGUACGACCAGUCGCCCGCAGGAGAGUGGAGGUGGACUCAUGAACACACUCAAGAACGAUCUCCAGCUGAGUGAAUCGGGCAGUGAGAGUGACUGAGGAAGACGAUGCUGCAGACGGGAGGAGGAUUAACCAAUGAGAGGAGAGAGUCACAGACCGGUCCAUGUGGGACUCCUAUCCAAACAUCCACACAUCUGUUAGGAACGGGUUGUCUCUCUGCCAACCAACUUUCCAUUUAGUUGUUUUUUUUUGUAGAGAUUCUAUGUUAAAGAGGCUUUAGUUUAGAAAGAUUUGACAUAGAUGUUUCAGAGAAGUACGGAAUUAUGUUUGAAAGAUUCGUAAUAUAUCUCAUUGGAUGCUUUUGUGUGAUUAAAGUGAGCACAGAAACGUGAGAUACAUCAUGACGGCGCUGGUCAGGACGUGUAGAGCGAUGUUUCUACUCAUCAAUCAUCUUCAACAAUCUCCUUUGCUUCUGCUUUUUCACUUUGCAAUAUCCAAACCGUAGCCGUGCCUUACAUUAGAUAUGGGCUUCAGUUCAGUUGCUAGUCAGCUUUUAGUUAGUGAUCUGGAGCCUCCGUCGGUCAUAGCAGGACUAAUCCAUUUAUGCUACUGAUAUCAAUCAUUAUUAUAAGCCUUCUACUUUGGAUUACUGAAACAUGGCUGCAUAACAAAAAAAACACAUAAAAUGCAUCGUUUCUAGUCAAUGAAACGAGCAUCUAGAAGUCAGAUCAAUACUGACGUGUAGUAAUUACUGCAGAUUUAAUUUCUCACUCCUGAGAAAUGUGUUUUUCAUUGAUUUGUAGCAGAAAGCAGGCAUUGUUACGAUCAAAAUCAGGGGAGUUAAGUCAGAAAACCAAAGACUAUGUUGUGAAAUGGUAAAAAGUGAAAGUGUUGAUGAAUAUCUGCAGCUCCGUGCUGUCACUGCUGCAGCUCAGUGUGUAGUAGUCGUUCUUGUAGUCAUAUGGAUUAUUGCAGCUUCACAAAGCAGGAGCUCACAUUGUACAUAGAUGUAGUUUAUAAGUGGGUCUAACGUUGGGCAAAGUAGUGCACUAGUGCUGAGUGGACUCUGGUAGGCUCGUGCUUUGUAACUUAAACCUGCAAUACUUGAAUUUAAUUAUUUAUCCUCUCAUGCAACCAAUAGGUAACCCAUUUCAGGUCCAUUCAAACCCAAGUUACAAACUGUACCGCAGCACACUUGAGAUAUGUUUAAACAUCACUUGGGUGUGAGUCUUAAAGAACGCCAUGUGCCUUUUUGUUAGUUGGCUCAGCCAUUUCCAUGAAACUCCCUGGUUAGUUUGUUUUCCUUCUCUUAUCACUGCUGACCCGACCGGGAGCAGGAAGUUCACGUGUCUGUCCCAGCACUUAUCUGAUGAUGGAAUACACUCAUGUGUCUUAGGAUGGAGGAAGUCAACUGUUUUUUUCAAGCUCAUGAAGAAAGAUGGAGAAUAAUUUAUAAAAUGUUUGAGAAUAAUUUUUUUUGCAAAAAUUAAAGAUUUUAAUUCUU